AUGAAGGCAGAAAACGAAACAAAUACACCUAACGAAAAUAUUACUGAGGAUGAGCAGGCAAUACUUGUUGAGGCCAACACAAGACGAGAAUGGGAAUCACAUGGGCAAUGGUUAAAAAGAAAAUAUUUUCUUUUAAAAAUGUUAAAUUAUCAUAAAAAAAAUAAUAUUAAAUUAAAUGUUGAUAAAUUUUCUAAAAUGGGUCAUAUGUAUUAUAACAUGAAAUAUCUUAGUUGUACAUAUAGUGAUCAAAUAGAACAAGAAAUAAAAAUUUAUGAAGCAGAAGAAUUUGUGGAAUAG
Messenger RNA from Plasmodium berghei ANKA, 297 nucleotides. Its product is annotated as XTBD domain-containing protein, putative. NCBI's taxonomy places the organism in Eukaryota, Apicomplexa, Aconoidasida, Haemosporida, Plasmodiidae. The record is from RefSeq and is a predicted model, not a curated record. The coding region runs from base 1 to 297 and encodes 98 amino acids. The transcript has a single exon.